Molecule: messenger RNA, 3033 nt
Organism: Paralichthys olivaceus (Japanese flounder)
Lineage: Eukaryota; Metazoa; Chordata; Actinopteri; Pleuronectiformes; Paralichthyidae
Source: RefSeq, a predicted model, not a curated record
CGUCCCGCUACGUCCUGCGUCACCACUGCGUGCUCCUGUUGCUGAGCAACCGCAGACUCUACUGAACAGAGGACACAAAGCAGAGUGCCUCUAAGCAAAGAUGCCCCGCUCUGCAGUCAAGUCCCAAGCCGGCAAGAGUAGACGUAUGUCACCUGUCCCAGUGACCCCACUUCCAACGCAGGAGCUGGAAAUUAUUCCUGGUCGCUUAACCCAAUCCCAGUGGAUGAAUAUGCUGAUCCAGGAGGAAGAUGAUGAGAUAGUGGGGGAGAUUAUGGAUGAACUGUUGAGCAAAGUUAUGGAUGGCUGUUUGAAGGUGUACGUUGAAAGACAGCUAGUACCUUUUACCGCAUCUUGGGCCAAGAACUACCUUACACAGAUUUUAGAGCAACAAAUCAUGUGCCCAGAUGAGGGAGAAGGACCAGAGGUAGCAUCUAAAACUGAGGACUCAGAGCCAAUGCCAGCAGUCUGCGAUGCCUGGGCUCAAGGAUGUAUGCCUGUUGUCAUUGCUACUCCUCAAUUAUCUCACCCUACUUCUGCACAACAGGAGGCUGAUGUUGUUCAGGUCCCAGCACAAACAGGGCCAGGAGUUGACCAGCAAUGUGACGUAAUGGCCCAAACAAACAGCUCUCCAAAGCAACCUGACAGGGAAACAAGUCCCAGGAGGCCUGUCAAUAACAAGCAAUGUAAAGUGCUUAUUCCUCUGCCCCCACCAAAAAUUGAUGUUAAGAAAAAGCAGCAGUUAAAUUUUCCUCCUAAACCUGUUCCUAGUAAAUUGCCGCCCAUUCCGUCCUGUUCAGCAGUUAAAAAGGAUGUGGAGAUAGAGGUUAAAAGUGGAGUGUAUUCGAUCUAUAACAAUAUGGUUGGACCAUUUUAUCAGUCUAAGGAAUAUCAAUCCAUACCAAGACUUGAUCCCUCAUCCCUGCCUCGACACUGCAUCAUUCCUCAGUAUGAGAUUCUUGACAAUAACCACACAAGACCCAAUCCCAAGAAACCAAGUAGAUUAUCCAAACUAGAGCCAAAAUACAACAAGCAAAAAACUGAUUGGACAGUAACCAAAUUGACGCCAGUGACCAGCUCCAAUGAUAAGCCAGCAAAGUAUCAGAGGAAAAAUGAGGCAGAUGUCUUUCUGAAGAAAUUGUCUCCUUUCAGACAACGUCAGGAGGGGAUGGAGUUCUCUGAGUCUCUGAAGCUGGAUACAAUGGUUUUGGCUAAGGGUGUAACUCUGAGGGAUCCCAAGAUGGUAGCAAGUAACCCUCUCACGUAGGGCUGUGAUGGUAUCCACAUUACUGCAAUGACUUUUUACUGUUAAUGUUUCUUUUUUCGUAUUCAUAUAAAAAUAUUUAUAUAUGUAUGUAUAUAUAUUUUCAGAUCUGUAGUCCACAUAUAAGUGGCCAUUGGUGGAAAUUGAGCUGUGGAAGAUAGUGGUUGUUUGUUGGUUCAUGUAAUAAAUGAGAAACAACAUUUUACAUAGUAAGAAAAAUGACAAAAUGGAACAGAUUCAGCUUGCUAUUGCUGUUGGCCUUCUGUAUAGAGAGGCAGAAGAGAAGAGCCAGAAUGCAACGGAGGUUGGAGAGGAGGCGUGCCCUAUUAGCAUGUCUCUCUAUCUUUGUAUGUUUCGUAACAGUACACUCUCUUAUCUGUUAAAUCAUUUCUUUGGAUUUUACAGUUUAUUUUCUACACCUACAUAACAAAUAAGUGAAGUUCCAUAUCACAUAUCAUCAAUAUUUGAUGUUUAAGAAGGCAGCAGUGGAGCCUUGCACAGCUCCAAUGCCCCAGGCAGAGCACACAGCUCAGGGUCAAGGACCCAGGGACCAGGGUGCUCCACUAAGUCUGCUUACAGUUCAUUAAGGGUCUUUUGGACCUGGUGUGUGUGAGUGGGGGGUUGUCUGGCUUGUCUGGGUGAACAUGACUACAUCUAGACAGUAAAACUCAGUCAUGUUCAGUAGUCAUGUUCACUAGUAGUUUGAAAAAUGUAAAACAUAUUUUAGUUUGUAUUGUACAUUUGAUAGAUGGAUGUCAUGUGUGUCAAUGGUUGCAAGAAAGAGAAUAUCCUUUGUAUGUUUGAAGGUCUACCGCACUACUUAAGAUGUCAACCUCCAGCUUAUGUUAGCAGAUGUAAGCGACCACCAGCGGAGGUUCGAAACAUAUCUUCAGUUGUGUACCUUAGGAUCAUCAAAUGAUUUGGGCACAGGUCCUUCCAGCUGAUCUCACUUUUCUCUAUACUUUCCCAUCAUCCACUGUCCCUGUAUUGCUUGAGUAAAAUACUGCAAUUUUUAAAAGCACCCCCAUUUUGAUCAUGUUAAACCAAAGUUUGAACGACUUAAGACUUUAACCAAAAAUGAUCCUUGUGGUGCAUCCCAAGGUUACACCAAGCUCUUUAGAAUCCAUAUCAGCUGAUGAGUCAGUCAUCACCAUGGGUCAGGAAAUGAUCAUAGAUGCUAAACACUCAAUACCUCAUCAUCAGUGGCAUCCUAACCUCCACUCAGAGACAUCAUUUGAAAAAAGAAGUUUAAAGAUCAACAAUUUUAUUUUUAUUUUUGUAAAUUGUGUAUACUAUAUUCUCGUGAUACUGGCACAGUGUUGAAGAUAUAAUUAAGAACUAUUUAUCACUUGGUUCUGUUAUUUUAUGCUAUUUUACUUUUGCUUUAAGUUGUUUUGUUUUUACAACUGAAGGUUCUUAUGUCACACGAGCACAAUUAAUGCUUAUGGUUUUAAAGUUAAUGGUGAAGUGGAUCAAUAAUCUGGCUUUAAAGCACUGCCUUAAGUCUGCAUUGCCACUUUCCCGUCUCCAAAAUGUUCGUACGUAAGGGUUGCAUACAACUGUGCACAUUCUCCCAUCAAGUUGGUUUUCAUAAAUGUCAAUGUUUGCGUGAGAAGUGGCAUAUGCACCAAAUGGGGUCUGAAAGAUGCAUACAUAAUGGUUAUAAAUGAGGCCCCUGAGCUUUAGCUUGUCAGGGAGCAUGGACUGGUCGAUGUUCUUAAUGUAUAUUAUGAUUUCGCACUCAACAAAUAAAUUGAAAAAAUGUAAUUGAA